This is a messenger RNA of Lineus longissimus, 2795 nucleotides long. RefSeq names its product polyribonucleotide nucleotidyltransferase 1, mitochondrial-like. Lineage: Eukaryota; Metazoa; Nemertea; Pilidiophora; Heteronemertea; Lineidae. The record is from RefSeq and is a predicted model, not a curated record. Gene Ontology annotation, molecular function: 3'-5'-RNA exonuclease activity; RNA binding; polyribonucleotide nucleotidyltransferase activity. Gene Ontology annotation, biological process: mitochondrial RNA 3'-end processing; mitochondrial mRNA catabolic process. Bases 6 to 2300 code for a protein of 764 amino acids. The transcript has 22 exons. Gene Ontology annotation, cellular component: cytosol; mitochondrion.
CCUCCAUGUGUAGAUUUUGUGGCUCAAAAAUAAAUAAAAAUUUGCUACAAAGUCUUCAUCAGCAAACAAAAUAUCACUUUCUAUCAGUCAGAAAUAAAAAUAUAUGGGCUGGAGAUAAUGUAGGCAGUGUUGACAUCGAUAUUGGUGGGACGCCACUCAGGAUAAGCACUGGCAAGCUUGCUAGAUUUGCAGAUGGAACGUCAGUAGCACAGCUUGGAGAGACAUCCGUCAUGGUGACUGCAGUGAGCAAAACAAAGCCUAGCUCGGCAUCAUUUUUACCUCUAACAGUUGACUUCCGACAAAAAGCUGCCGCAGCUGGGCGUAUUCCUACAAACUAUUUACGAAGAGAACUUGGUGCUUCUGAGAGGGAGAUAUUAUCUGGUCGUAUGAUUGAUCGAUCUCUCCGGCCGCUCUUUCCUGCUGGAUAUUUCUACGAGACGCAGCUUGUUUGUAACCAGUUAGCCAUAGAUGGUCAUCAUGAUCCUGAUGUUGUCUCCAUCAACGCUGCCUCCGCGGCACUGUGUCUUUCUGAUAUACCAUGGAAUGGUCCCGUAGGUGCUGUGAGAGUAGGCUUCAUAGACAAUGAAGUCGUUAUCAAUCCAACGAGACGAGAAUUGGCAGCGAGUCAGUUAAACCUAGUUCUCACUGGUACUAGCAAGGACAAAGUGGUUAUGUUAGAUGCCUCGGCUGAUAAUCUGUUACCAGAAGACUUCAAGAAGGCCAUAUCCAUAGGAUUACAUCACACACAAAGUAUCGUGAAGAAGCUGGAACAAUUACAACAAGAGUAUGGUCGGGAUAAACGAACAUUUGAGCCGGUGGUGAUGACAGUCGCAGAAGAGGUGAUGCAAGCAACUGAAAGCUUGGCAUCUGCAAGAAUAAAAGACACUUUCACUGACUUCAAACAUGACAAAUUUUCAAGAGAUAAUGCAAUAUCAAAAAUCAAGACGGAUGUGAUGGACAAGUUAAAAGAAAAUUUCCCUGAUGUAGAUCCUAAUUUGUUGUCAGAAUCUUGUAAUACCUUGACAAAGAAUAUAUUCAGGAAUCUCAUACUAAAUGAUAGUGUUCGGUGUGAUGGUAGAAAAUUAACAGAUCUGCGAAAUAUUUCAUGUGAGAAAGAUCUUUACAAACCACUUCAUGGAUCAGCGUUAUUUCAAAGAGGUCAAACUCAGGUUUUAUGUACAGUAACCUUUGACUCAAUUGACUCGGCAUUUAAGAAUGAUCCAAUAUCUGUGUUAACAGGAGGUAUGAAAGAAAAGAACUUCAUGCUCCAUUAUGAAUUUCCACCAUAUGCAACAAAUGAGACUGGUCGACCAGGUGGCUUGGGUAGGCGGGAACUCGGUCAUGGUGCUCUAGCCGAGAAAGCAAUCCGACCAGUGGUGCCAGGUGACUUCCCUUUCACAAUACGUCUUACUUCAGAGGUGCUAGAAUCAAAUGGUUCCUCAUCAAUGGCAUCUGUGUGUGGUGGUAGCCUUGCCCUGAUGGAUGCGGGUGUCCUACUCUCCGAGGCUGUAGCAGGUGUUGCCAUCGGUCUUGUCAGUAGAUCACAGGAAAAUUCAACUGAACUCGCUGAAUAUAAAAUUCUUACUGAUCUGUUGGGUAUUGAGGAUUACAUGGGCGAUAUGGACUUCAAAGUCGCCGGUACGAGGGCGGGGAUCACAGCUCUGCAGGCAGACAUCAAGCUCCCUGGAGUCCCCCUUGAAGUUAUCAUGGAAGCUGUGGAUAGUGGAACAGUUGGUAAAGCAAAGAUACUGGACAUCAUGGAUGGGUGUAUCAGCAAGCCACGCGAGUCUAGAAAACCCAACGGACCGGUCUCGGAAAAAUUGGAAAUUCCAUCUUCAAAGAGGUCAAAGUUUGUCGGCAUUGGAGGUUACAACUUGAGGAGAAUUGCAGCCGAGACAGGAGUCACGGCGACAACAAUCGAUGAAUGCUCAUUUCAUUUGUUUGCCCCCAAUCAAAAUGCUCUCGACGAGGCCAAGGAGAUUAUUGAGGAGUUAUUAACAGAGGAGCGAGAACCUGAACUAGAAUUUGGUGCUAUAUAUACGGCGAAAGUGGUUGAAUUAAGGGACUUUGGUGUGAUGGUACAGCUUCAUCCUAAACUCCAGCCAGCCCUAGUACACAACUCGCAGCUCGAUCAGAGAAAGGUUGAUCAUCCUAGUUCCCUGGGUAUAAAAGUCGGUGAUGAAAUGUCCUUGAAGUACUUUGGCCGUGAUCCCGUCAGUGGGAAGGUGCGGUUGUCAAGGAAGGUGCUGUAUUCUCCCGCUUCAUCUGCCAUUAGAACUCUGGGGAAAAAGCCGUCUUAAAGGGAAUCUACUCAUCUUUUGAGAAUGUGUUGAAUCAAAGAAAGCCAAAUUGAAGGAGACCUGUGAAAAAACAAUAUCGAAGUAGAUCACUCAUAAAUGGCAUUAGUACGGUGUCAUUGAAUAGACGGCUGUGACAUUUGCAAAGGUGGACUGUCAUUGCACGAACAGAUCUAUAGCCACUCUAUCAUUUUGAAACAUUGCUGACAUACGUUUAAUCUGUACCAUUGGUCUCCAAGUACAAUUCUUGUGAUUUUGGGCCUAGUAUUGGAUGUUGACAAGGUGACUUGCUAGAUCAUGCUGGAUUGUGAUAUAUGCGCCAUGCUGCUCUGGGACCUUGCUUAGUAGACCUGUCAGCCUGGAGCAUACCUUUGCUGUGGAGCCUCACUGAGCAGACCACUCUGCCAAGAGGCCAGCCACAUCUGCCAAGAACUCCUCUCAAUUGAGAACAUCAUUUGCCUGUCCUAAGAAUGGUCUUAAAAGAAGCAUUUAGGUGUA